Molecule: messenger RNA, 339 nt
Organism: Aspergillus clavatus NRRL 1
Lineage: Eukaryota; Fungi; Ascomycota; Eurotiomycetes; Eurotiales; Aspergillaceae
Exons: 3
Coding region: 1-339 (112 amino acids)
Source: RefSeq, a predicted model, not a curated record
AUGGCCAGUCCUGGGUCGCGGAUAAUGAUCUCUGGUCUAGAUAUGUCGCUUACGACGUUCAACAGAAAUUUAAAACGAACAAAUCGAUUCGUCAAGGAUAUGCAAAUGUAUUUUCCCGCGUGCGCGAGUGAAUGGCCCCCAGUGACACGCAACUACCUUACUCGUGCUGGUGAUGUCGCUGGCGUAAGGGCUGUCCUUACUUGUAUAUUCAAUGGGGCACGGGACUUGGAUGACCGGACUGGAGACGGCGACUUUCAGAUAAUUGAAUACGUUGCUUCGACUCCUGGUUACCGAUAUAUCUUUAAUCCUGAUUCUUCAGUUUCUGUCAACUUUCCAUGA